AUGAGCAACGGGUAUGGUGUUCAAGUGAGUUAGAAUUUGAUAAAAAUACAAAAAAUUAGUCAUCAUCACCGUUCUCGUUCACUGUACACACACACACACACGCGCCCCUCCUGUAUGCAAUGUUUUUCUUUCGCUUUUUAGAUUUGAACAGAAAAAGUGACGUGUAAGGCGUGAAAAAGUUCCAAAGUUUAUAGUGAAACUCGAUCCGCCCACUACUACGUAUGGCUUUUAGUGACGAUUGAAAACGCUCGUGCCCACUAAAAUGUAACUAUAAAGUGACUAUGUCGGGCGAGGAGUGGUUGAAAGCGAGAUUUUGUACACAUUCAGACGGAGAAAAAAGAGGGUCUCGCGGCGAUAGUUUAAAAAAGAAACCCUCUCGAGAUUUUGAUACAGUAACCUCUGUGUCUUUGGAAAGUCAACAAAAUGCCUGUUGGCACAGCAAACAGAACUCAUGUGUCUUUUGACGCGAUGAAGAGGGCGAUUUGUGUCUGCAAAAGUACCAAAUUAAUAAGAAUGAUGGAAUUUCAGGCGGCCAGUGAGACUACGAUCAGCGACUCGAGCGCCGACGCUUCGACGUUCGCCAAACCGAUCGGACAAGUGGCCGGAGCGGACUUCACCAAGCAGAGCUGUACGUGUUCUCUCUUUCGAUCCCCAUUCUGGCAGUCUAUGCUUUGUUUCCUGCGCGGACAGUGAAAGUGAUCCGUUGUUAUCUUUUCACCCUUAACAGCCAUCCCGCCGUCAUCCCCCCACAUCCAGCUGGGCUGAUUGGACUGCCUUGCAAUGGCAUAAAGUGGGCAGGAAUGAUAAAAUGGAUGAUAAAAUCAUCCACUCUUGUUUUUCCAUCCCGAAUUCUCGAUCUUCGAGAAAUUGGAAAAUUCCUCAUUGGAAAUACGAGAUUGUGUGUGUGUGUGCGAGAACGUUAUGAGACACGAAUUAUGCCGAUUUUUAAUUGGAAACCGAUGAAAAAACGAAUUUCAAUUUCCCAAUUUCCCAAUUUUCGCGUCGACCCAACCCACCUAUAUACGAGAUCUCUGAAUUCCGAAUUUUAAAGUGCCAUUCCAUUUUGUCCAGAUGUUGUGUUCGGCGACACCCUCGCCUCACCACAUGUAUUCUUUGAAUUUCCGUCCGUCCACGUGACCUUGUUCGAUACCCGCUCGUCGGUGUUUGUGCUGAUGUUCUCCUCCGUUCUAGUACACAAACAUACGAAUGCCACCUGUUUUCGAGGUAGUCAAAUCCACAGAAAUGUCCCUUUUUCGUGUCGAAAUGCGCACAUGAGUCAUGGAUCACAUGAUUUGGCAAUUCAUUGGCAGCCAGUACCCUCGGAAAUUGAAAAUUCAACACUCUUUUUCAUUUUUCUCGCCCGCUUAAAGGAAGUUCAUCAUUGGGGUUUUAAUAAAGGAAACCAGCGACCGGGCACACAAUAUUCCCCCCUCAAUUCGUUUCCUUUCAAUAAGCACUAUUGGCCCCCGGUCCUUUUCAUUGCGAUCUUUGAUUGUCUGCGAACGAAAUCAAACUCUCUUUUUUCCGCAAUUUCACUUCACUUGCCCACUUUUUCGACACGAAAAGGGAAAAAGGAACACGGACUUUCCUCGCCCACUUCCUCCCGUUUCCUUCCGUCGCACGCGGGUCACAUGUCUGUUCAGGAGGAACAACAUCUGGCACUCAGAUACAUUUCGAAACGCUGAUCUCGAAAUCAUGCUUCUCGCCCAAUGAUUUCACUCUUUUGGCUCAUCAACUGCGAAAAACGGCGUCGAAAGGUGACAAGUGUCUCUCCGCAGACACCCUCCCGCUGACAGCUGUUGCUUCUGAUGCUUCAGAGGACUGCAGCCAGCCUAUCAGUAGCCUCGAAACGCUUGACAUCGUUUUUCUGCUCCCCUCGCUCUUUUCACGAUAGCCUCUUUUCUCGUGCGGUAAUUUAUCACCGGCACAACUGACUUCAAAGCUUUUUCGCUAUUUUCACUUAAGUGCAAAUGUGCUCAGAGAGUCUGAAAUGAUUUCAUUAGUGUAACCAGCGAGCACUACGAUUCAUACCUAACAGAUCUUUGUCUCUUCGUUUCUUGCAUGUCAACGGAACUUUGAUUCAUGGGCAUUCUCUCCUUAGCACCUCUUUCUGUUCCGUGUCUGCCCCUUCCCCCUUCAACUUCUCUUUUCUUUGCUAUCCUUUUCUGUCAAACGAAAGCUCUUGGAGACCUUUUUCUCCCAAAAGGUUUCUCUAAUUCGAUCACCUUUCCCUAUUCGCCUGACGGUCUUUGUUUCCUUGUUGAGUAAUUGAGAACAAGUCUGUACCAGUUUGUGCUCCCAAACCCGGACACUUCGAGGCUGUGCCGAUGAAGAACGACUUCCUUCCGAUUCUGAAGCAGACGAAGACGUUGAAGGUUUUUGAAAGGAUAAUUGGUGGAGUGGUUGAAGCCUUCUUAACAACUUCCGCGUUUGACUGAGGUUCGGCAGCGAUUCUGAAGUCUUCUCAAAGGAAAAGACGUUGAUCUGUUUUCGAAACUCUAAAAGUUGGACUCUCUCUUUCUGUUCUCUGUUCUUCAGUGCCUCUUCUCCUCGUGUCCAACCUGAAAACAAUUCGACCUCAUCCCUCUUCUUUCCGUUCCCCUCAUCAAUCCAUCAUUCCGUCUUCUUCUUCUUCUUCCUUUCGACCGGUUCCCCACGUUUUUCCGGCCAACUCGAAGGAACAGUUGUUUUAAGAAAUCAUUCUUUAGACAAGCUUCAAGGACUCUUCAGACGCUGCGCGUUUUUGAGUGAGUGUGAGGUGUUCUUGUCGGUGUCUAAAAAAGGCGCGGUCCCCGGAAAAAAGAGCCUGCUCCUCUAGUGCUCACUUUCUCGGCUCCUUCUCCGUUUCGCGCGUGCCCACCAUCAUCUGCUUCGGCAUGUGCCGUCAUUUUCUCUGCUCCUCUGUCUCUUCGUCUUUUGUGAUCCCUCGUCGGCGUCCCAUCAGACGAGGGCUCUUUUUUUCUCAACCGACACACACACACACACACACACCGCCGGCCGGCCGCCCCGGUUGUUUUGUUUUUUUCUUCUUCUCCGUUUCCUCUCUGUCUCCUUUCCAUCUUCAUCAUCAUCCUCAUUCUUCUUCUUUUCCUUUUUUAGUCUCCGUCGAUGUGUCGUCGGCUCACUUUUGCUCGAAUCAUCAUCAUCUCACGGUCUUGUCAUUUUUUGGACUCUUUUCCCUUCCCCUCCAUCAUUAUGACACGCGGCGCCCGCUGUCUGCUCACUCCACAACAAUUUUUCUUUUGUUUACCUCCUCUCGUUUUCCACGCAAUUCGUGGCUUUGCCCACACCCCAAAAAGGUUCCGAUUUCAUUCGCCGUCUAGUGUAGUCGUUGUCUCCGUGGUCGUCGUCUGAAAACCUGAUGGAGGAUGAUCCAAAAUCCGUAGUUAAGAAUGUUUUUCUCCUUUUUUUUCGAAAUUUUCAGUAUUCUGAAUCGUGUUUAGUGAUUCAAAAAGUUUUUCCUCAAACUAUCAAUUUUGAUAACCUUCAAGCUACCGUAAUUCGUCGUUCACGAAUUCUCAGAAGUCUAGGCAUAAUCUUCUAUUGAUGGCGGCUUUCUAAAAAGCGGAUUUCCGCUAGCUCAUCCUCAUCCGGACUGAUUUCCGACACGUUCGGUGACUGAAAAUAGUGGAACAAAAAGAUGUUUUCCGACCGGCCGCCGAACACCAGAAAAGCAAUUAUGCGAACGGAAAUUAGAUUGUCGAGCAGAGCUGACCAAAAGGUCCUGCUCUUCUUUUUUCCGUUUGACGUGCCCAUUCUGAUUCUGGCGGCAUAACUGAAAGAAUGUGUGCAAAGUGUUUUCUGUUUUAAAAACGGAAAAAGCGGGUACCUUCUUUUUUUUCGGAAAAAAAUUUGGAAUAAAGCGAACUCUGAAACUGUUCAUGUCUCCAAAUUGAAGGCCUAGUUAAAAUGAGCCGAAAUCCAUUCCGCUUUGACAUUUGCAUAACCUUUCAACUGGCAUGAAUACCUGCGAGUCUCCAUGGGAACCAGAAAUGCCGCACUCAACAAUGCUCCGUGAGCACGGAACCUAAUUAUUGCUCACCAGAAAGGAAACUGGUGCACUUGGAGGUCGGUGUCCGAUUUUUGAGUCCUUCCGUGUUGAUCCCUAGAGCUUUUUCCUGUUGCAAUUUUCCUCAAAACUCAUUAAAUUGCUAUAAUUGGAAUGUUACCUUUCCCGUCGCCUUCCGACACGAAAAUGUUUGACCUCUAACCUCUGAGCCCCUUUCUUUCCGCUUUCCGAAUCGUUUAUUUUGCUCUUACCAAAGCCAUCAGACUCAUUCGAAGCGUGAAGAAAGUCGCCGUGGGAGGGCUUUCUCGUUUUAUUCUCGACCUUUUUUUCUGCCGGCGUGUCCCUGCGCGUGUGUACGUACACUUGUAAUGAUGACUGACGACGACGUGUACUUUUCAUCUCGCAAAAGAGAUCUAUUUUCGAGCUGCCAGAGAGCUUUGAGCCCCCAAAGGGCUCAAGGUGACUGGCAAGUUGCCAAACUCUUGUCGCCUUCCGCGCCCUCCAUGAUCUCCGCCACUAAUCGGCGGGCUAGUAAAACCCCACGCAGAGCAAGUCUAUAUUACUUACGGGGCGCACGCACACACGGAAAGACACACGCGGCAACGGCGGCCCCACGCGUUUUACCGCGUUUAUUUGCCUUUUGUCAAGCACUCUUGCACAUUUUGGCAGGGGGCGCCGUGUGCUGAUCAUCACCUCCUCCUCCCCUCCUCCGCCGGCUGCUCCUGCUCCGCCGAGCCAAGAGUCGUUCUCUGCGAUAACCUGCCCGAAUCCGCUGAAUGCAGAAACACAGAGUUUCCGUGCUCAUUUCAACAAGCACUUCACCUCUGCCCCCGGGAGAGAGAUAGAGAGAGAGGGACACAGCUCUCUGCAGCUGCGACCAGUUCUUCUUCUUCUUCUUCUUUCUCUUUUUGCUCCGUGUUCUCUGCCCUUUUCACCUUCAAACAAUGGCAAUGUUUCGAACCGCGCCACCAAAACCAUUGAAAUCCGAUCCGUGUGUACCGAUUGGCUCCACUUGUCUGUGAUACCUUUUCCGUCUUGUUCUGGGCCCAUGUCUCUUGUUAGCAAAUACGGGCUUGUGUAUAUGGAUCUGAGAUUUGGAUCAAAACACACCUGUGCCACCCACUCUCUCCUUGCUUUUCAUUUAUUCAAUUGGCCAACCUGUUAUGUUGUUAUCUCAUGUGGCUGUUUGACAGCAACUCUUUGUUUAAUUUUUUACAAGAACAGCUCGUGAAUUGCUACUUGAUUCUCUGGAGUGGCUUUAGCUUUAGACAGCUAUUUUCAAAAUUCAGCGUGUGAACUUUUCUCGUCCCUUCUCUGUCAGCUCUUCAAACUUUGUAAGCAACCGACAGCUCUUCAAAUACAUUCUAUAAACGUUCAUUCUAAACGCUCAUCCGUUUUGAACCGUAACCCUUCAUUUUCCGUUCCGUUUCUCUCUACCGUAUCGAACCUCAUCGACAAAUUCAAGAAGUAUCCGGUCUCCGUGCUCGAUCGCCGCCGCCUCUCCCCUCGGAUGACCUACGCCGAGUCGACUCGAUCCGCCGUCGUCUACUCGUCGAUCGUGCCGCCGCCUCGCACGCCCGUCGGACCGUCCAUGUUGAAAGAUGGCGUGCGGAAAGGCUCCGCGUCCGCUUCCGCACUGCCGCUCCAGCCGAAGAACGGCACGAACAGUCUAGACUUUUGGAGUAAAUCGGAGGACGAAAAGUCGGGAAUCACCUGCUACUACAGUCGUCACAACAUUCAGUUUCCCUCGCAAAGACAGAUAAAUCGGAUGAAACAGACGCCUGGAAGGCCUACGAUGACCGGUUUCCCCACCACCUCCACAGCGCCUUCUUCUCCGCAACAGAACGGCAACGGCAACGGCGGCGCGAUUCGGUAUCCGCCGUUUCCGCAAACGCAGCCCGAAGCUGUGAUGAGUCCGCCAGUUGGAAUCUAUCGGAAUGUGCCCGCAAUGCCACGCGCGAAACUUGCAAAAGAGGAGAAGAACGGGAAAAGUCGGACGGGAGAAGAGAAUGGGCCACCGAAGAACGUCGUCUGGGGAGGAAACUCGGGCAGGCGGGGUGGGGACGAUGAUGGCGGAGCGGCCACGUCGGCCACCAUGCCUUUGAAUCCGUACAACGGCAACGGUAAGCACACAGACUGCCAGAAUGAAAAUGACAAAUGACAAUAAAAAAUAAAUGAUUCGAAUUGCCAAAUUAAACAAUUUGCAGCAUCAUGUGAGAAGAAGCGAUCGACGGCAAGACGGAAACCGAGAUGGGCCCGUUGUAUGCAAACGCUCUUCUGUUGUGUGACUCCUCCCAGAGAGAUUGGUGAGUUGAUCGGAAAAUUCAGAAUACUUAGAGAGGUUUCGCCUUCAUAUUUUCUUUGAUAUUUCUCAGUGUUCCAGUAUUUAUUACACCCCUCCCGCUCCCCCAUCCUCUCCUCUUCCCUCGCCGAUCGCUCCCUUCUUCCGCCCAUCAAAAACUUCUUCUCCGGAACCCCCGCACCUUUCGCACUCGAUCGAUUCACUGUGUCCUCGCUGCUUUCGAAAUUUCCAACAACCUCCUCUGCCAAUAUUUUUCGCUUCACAAACGCGGCGGCGCAACUUGUCGAGCGACGGCAAAGUGAGUUCAGGCGGCGGCAGAGGGCUGCUGGUUUUCUGGACUGGUUCGCAAAUAAUCGUUCGCCCCGGCAACCCUCGGGCGGUUUUAAUGUGUCACACGCGCUCAAAACUUUUUGAACUCACGAUGUUUGCACGUGAGAGAGCGGCACAGCAAGCACUUGCUUAUGCGGAAAAUAAGGAUGGGCGGAGGGGAUUAGGCAGUCGAAAAUGAGGGUGGAAGUGGAAAGUGGUCGAGUAGAAAUUGGGCUCCAAAGUUUGGAAUUCAGAUUACGGUACUUCAAAUCUCAAGAUCACAGUUCCACUGACCGCUCUCCAAAAAUCACGCCACCUGUCCCAGUCUGUCCCCUAGACACUUGUCGAUCAUUUCGCCCAAAAAUAUCACCCGAAGAGUCGAAUUUCACGCUCACAAAACGUCCAUAUCUUCCUCUUCUUCUUCUUCAAAUUUUCGUGAUGGUGCCGAUCGGUGCCUAGGGGGAUCCAAGUGGGUGACUCUUUGAUUCUUGAACUGCGAUUACUCUUCUGUGGGAGUUUCGAGAGAAAUCCCAUUACAAUCUUUCGGCGCAUAAGAAACAGGGACAGCUGGCGAUCACUGAUCCAAAACUCGCAAACCUCGCGAUCAGACUCCAAUCGGGUCCGCUUUUUGCAGAGAAGAUACAAUCAAAUCAGCGAACGAGCAGCACCACCACCACCAACAACAUUCAGAAUGGCCGAUCGUCGACGCCGACGAACAACGGACCGCCCAUUCAACUCAUCACGCAGGUAUCGCCGGAAAGUCAUGUUUCGGACGAUCACGAUUGGCUUUUCAGGUACAUCGCGACGGAACGGUGACCGGAUUGCCGACGGUUCCGCAGAACGGCAGUGGAGACGGACCGACUCCGUACGAGAAAAUUGCCAAUGAAUCGGUAAGGAAUUUAGAGGAUAUUCUAUGGGAACAGAAUUAUAUUCCGCAGUCGUUUUCCGUAAAGUAGAAAGCUCUUUCGCUGUUUUUGUUUCAUUCGUCUGUCCUGUCAGUCACUUUGCACGGCCUCACGAGGUGGUUUGAUAGCUCUCAUCAAAUGGCUUCUGAACUCGCGUCGACCUUUCGCCUCUCCUUAGGAUUGCUUCUUCAAACGCUUCCUCUCUUCGUCGUUCUUCUUCUUCAUGAAAACAAUUGGCAGGCGGAGCGCCGGCGGCUCAGGUGUGCUUUGCCCCCAUCUUCACUCAUAACAGUUUUGUUUCAUCUAUCUCUCUCACUGGCUCACUCAGUCAGUCAGUCAGCCAGCCGGAAGGAAGAGAAGCUGAGUGCACUGGAUGUGUGUGUAAUACCUUUUCUCUUCUUCUUAUUCGCCUUCGUUUUCCUCCCAUUCACAUUCUUUUUGCUCUCUUCUCCGAGCAUUUCGUGACCUCAUUCCGCCACCGCAGUUCUAUGCUUCGGCUCUUCGUUUUCUGAUUUAUUCGUUCUCGACACUUCUAGUUCCUCUUAGUUUAAACCUCUAGGCCUUCAAGCUGAAAAUGAGAGAAAAAGAGCGGGUGAAACGGAAACGGUUAAUGUUUCAAGACGAGCUCGACUAUCGGCUAAACUAUCGAGAACUGAUCGAAUGGAAGCCGGGCAGAACGCCGUCGGCUCUCGAAAUCAUUGAAUUAGGACUGCUACAUUGUGGAAAGGUUAAUAUCAGAGAAAACGUUGAGAUUUAGAAAUGACACGCCUUUGAAAUCUCAACAAAUACCUCAUUUUGCAGGUCUCGAUCAACGAGAAGCCGCUUCUUCCGCCGCUCCUCCCGCAGGACACGAACAAAAAGUGUCUGGUGAUUGAUUUGGAUGAGACACUCGUGCAUUCUUCGUUCAAGGUGAGUCCCAAUUUCUCCUCUUCCACCGACAACAGCAGGUCACACAUUUUGAACCCAUGUGGAAUGUGCUGCUGACGUUCCCUUCUCCAAACAACAACUGGUCCCUUUUCAGCCCGUGAAGAAUCCGGACUUUGUGAUUCCGGUCGAAAUUGACGGCGUCGAGCAUCAGGCGUACGUGCUGAAGCGACCGUAUGUCGACGAGUUCCUCGCCAAAGUCGGCGAGCACUUUGAGUGCGUUCUCUUCACCGCCUCGCUGGCCAAGGUACGCUCGACAGAGAAAGGCGUUCGCGAAACAAUCUUUUUUUUAGUACGCGGAUCCGGUGGCCGAUUUGCUCGACAAAAAGAAGGUGUUCAGGUCGAGACUGUUCCGCGAAGCAUGCGUGUUCCACAAGGGUAACUAUGUGAAAGGUCAGUCGGAAUGCUGUAGAAAAGGGAAUGCUAAUCUGAACUUGAACUUUCAGACUUGAGCCGUCUCGGAAGAAAUCUGAGCCAGACCCUGAUCAUCGACAACUCGCCCGCCAGUUAUGCAUUCCACCCGGAGAACGCGGUACGCUCAAUUUCAACUCAAAAUUAGUAUAUUUUUGUCGGUUUUUCAGGUGCCAGUUACGACGUGGUUCGACAAUCCGGCAGACACGGAACUCAUGGAUAUUCUGCCGACGCUGGAUCACUUGAACGGGGUGAGUAGGCCGAAAGACUCCAACUCGGUCAUAGAUUUCCGAAAAUCAUCUAUAAUUUUUCAGUUCUCGAGCAUCUACGACCUGUACCGUCCGGAAGAAGGUCCGCAAUCGGAGUUGCUCAACCACUGUUCCUGCUGA
Caenorhabditis sp. 36 PRJEB53466 is the source of this 9249-nucleotide messenger RNA. The record is from the annotation of a GenBank genome assembly. NCBI's taxonomy places the organism in Eukaryota, Metazoa, Nematoda, Chromadorea, Rhabditida, Rhabditidae.